ACUUUCUCUGGAUUCAUUACCACCAAAUGUCCGCAUCAAAUUUCACCAAAACAUUUUAGUCUAUUAAUAUUAAAACGGAUUUAGUUCAUAUUUCUAUCGGUUGGCAAUGUGUCUAUGCGAUAUUUUGGUGUGAAUUGGUAUUCUGAUUCCACAGAAAAGCGAAAAGCGAGGAGCGAAGACCACGGGCGAAAGCAGGCGAGGUCUUCUGCGUGCCUGGCUCUGCCACAAAAACGUAUUUGAGUAUAUUUCAGGCUGUUGUUUGUUGAUAUUCGUUUAUUAGACGGACUCAAUCAACUCAAUUGUAUGUGAUUGUAUAAUGUAUAAGUCGCAGAUAUAAUAUGAUUGUAUAUACUCUACGAUUGUAUAUACUCUCUGAAAUAAGUGAAUAAGUGUUGUGUACCCGGCGUGAACUACGUGUGUUUUUUGAAGAUUGGUUGCUGUUUUCUUCAUACAACCUUAAAAGAAAUUAAAUUCUUUACAUUUGUGUAAAUCACAUGUUUAAAAUUUUUGGAAGUGAUGUUGUGACACCUGCUUUUGUGGUAGCAUAUUUUCAGUGACCUAAGUACAUUUAUAAAGUUGGAAAGAUGAGCAUCUAUAAACGAGCCCAACAAUGGACCACUUUUACCAGAGUGUGGCAUCUCUUCGAUGCUAAGUGGCAAAAUCCUUUUGAAUCAGCAAAAAUUAUUCAGAAGUAUUUGGCUGGUUUGCACAAACCUAUAUAUGGUCCUAGUGCAGAUACAGGAGACCAUGUCGUGGUGAUUAACAGUAAAGAAAUAGCUCUGCCUGGAGAUGAAUGGCAGAAGAGAGUGUAUUUUCAUCACACUGGUUUUGCUGGUGGAGCCUCUUGGACAUUUGCAUGGGAGCUGCAUGAGAAAGAUCCUACUUUGGUUUUGAAAAAAGCAAUUUACAACAGCAUGAAGGGCAACCUGUACAGACACACCAAGAUGGAAAGAUUGCAUAUAUAUCCUGAUGCCAAUGUACCAAAGGAAAUUCUUGAGAAUGUUACAAAUCAGAUCCGGCGUCCAAGAUUAAUACCAAAAAGACUUGAUGAGUAUUCUGAAGAAGAAGUGGAGAAGUUUCCAAAACUCAUAGAUUAUCCAGAGGACUAUGUAAUACAAAAAAUAAAGUAGAAUUUAUGAAUGACAUGAAUUCAAUUGAUAUACUGUUUCAGUGUGACUCGUUUACUAUUUAGUUCUAAUAUAAUGAAUUUCCCCACUGUGAACUGGUUUUGAAAUGUUACCUAAUUCAGAGAUUUACAAAACUAUCAAAGCGUUAUAUAUUUCUUUCCCUUUAGAUUUAGCUUUUCUGAGAUGAAAUAUUAAUACCGUUAUAAUUUGGUGCAUUAAUUCAUUACUAACCUGAGGAGAAAUUUUGUGUUUAAUCUGUAGAGUUUGUAUGAAUAAAGUUUUAUUAGUUGUAUUUAUUCAUAUCACUUUCUCACAAGUUAUUAUGUUAAAACAAGUACGAAUUGUGUAUGUACUGCACCUCUCUGGAAGGAAACAUUAAUGUGAGAGGGCAAUGUUUGUACAUGAAUUAUAAUUAGUUGUAAGUUAUGUUAAGACAAAUUCAUGUAUUGAUGUUUUACUGAUAACUCCUCAUUUUUGAGAAUUUAUUUUUUUGGCAAGAUGUCAUAGAGAUUAAAAACUAUUACUUUUGGUGCAGUGAAUUUAAGCAUCUCCAGUUAAUUGAAGAUUUCAUCAUUCAAAUCAAUGCAUUCAAUUACCACUUGAAUGAAAUGAUAGAACUUCGACAAAGGAAAGAGGAAAGAAAAGAAAAAUUAGUUUUGAGGAGAGAUGGCUCGCUGUAUCAACUGAUGUCACUGCAGUCCUUCUCACUGGGAGGUGCUAGGUUUGAGCCCUGAUGGUGACAGGAUUUUAGACACUAGCGUGUCAGCUAGGUC
This is a messenger RNA of Gryllus bimaculatus (two-spotted cricket), 1900 nucleotides long. Lineage: Eukaryota; Metazoa; Arthropoda; Insecta; Orthoptera; Gryllidae. The record is from the annotation of a GenBank genome assembly.